AUGUGGUCCCUCCUGGGCGCGGCUGUCUACCCUGGGGCCAUUGCCAAUGCCGCUGACUUGCUGGACAUCGGCCUGGUCUACCCACGCGCAAACGAGACGUGUGAGCCAACGGAUGAGUUUCCACUUGUCUUUGCGCUCCAGAAUGUCAAGCAAGCCGAAUAUCUUGAGCCCACCAUCUCGCUUCGUGUCCUCAACUUAACAAAAUCAACCUCGGACAUUGAAGUCCUCAGCGAUCGGAUGCACGAACUCCGCUGGGGCAACGUCUCGGAGAACGAGCCCUAUCUUUUCUGGAGCCAUUUCAAGGUCAGCGGCGAGGGCCAGAUCCGCGUGAUCUGGCAAGCGUUCUGGUCCGCGUGCGAGGAGAUUAGCAGCUACGACAAGCGUGUGCGAAAUCGCACUGAAAACUUUUGGGUUGAUAUCGAAGUCAAAAAUGGUGGGCAAAAGGCCGAUCUCGUUGCUGGCACGGCUGGUGAUAGCAAUGACUGUCCUAAUCAAGGGGUUGCGAUCAACGUGACUACCGAUGCACGUGAAUAUUCUGGCUGGACCAAUGGACGCCAAGAGUCAGGAACUUGCGCAGUGCUGGCAUCACCAUCGCCAACAUCGACUUCGAAUACCUGCCGCGUCAAGAUUGAAACGUCCGUAGUAGAAAGUAUGGAGGCUGUGGAUCUUGCGAAGAGGUGCCGAGGCUUGAAUUCUCCUGCCGAGUGCCCGGAGAAGGAUGAGGCGGUCACGAAACUGGCUGCUAUGAGUGUCCCCAUUUUGGCAGCUCUUCUUGGUACCGCUCUCUUUCUUGCUUGA
Messenger RNA from Verticillium alfalfae VaMs.102, 798 nucleotides. RefSeq lists its product as hypothetical. The coding region runs from base 1 to 798 and encodes 265 amino acids. The record is from RefSeq and is a predicted model, not a curated record. NCBI's taxonomy places the organism in Eukaryota, Fungi, Ascomycota, Sordariomycetes, Glomerellales, Plectosphaerellaceae. The transcript has a single exon.